Molecule: messenger RNA, 1025 nt
Organism: Cucumis sativus (cucumber)
Lineage: Eukaryota; Viridiplantae; Streptophyta; Magnoliopsida; Cucurbitales; Cucurbitaceae
Product: 39S ribosomal protein L47, mitochondrial
Exons: 4
Coding region: 206-637 (143 amino acids)
Biological process (GO): mitochondrial translation
Cellular component (GO): mitochondrial ribosome; mitochondrial large ribosomal subunit
Molecular function (GO): structural constituent of ribosome
Source: RefSeq, a predicted model, not a curated record
GUCGGCGUCUCACCCUCUCGUCUCAAGUCCCUCACGCUUCGUAGACUUCCGUCGCCACUGCUUCCUCGUUCGCCGCGGGAGCUCAGAUCGUUGCAGCUUGGCGGAGACAGGCCUUGUGUGAGCUUACCUGCUCCUUCUGUGUUCAGCCCGUCGUUCGGUUCAGUAGUACGACCACUACCUGCAGAAUUAGAGCAUUAGUGCAGCCAUGUUUUUGACACGAGUGUUUGGGAGAACAUUUCUAGCUGCUGCUAGAUCAGAAACUUCUUCUGCCACAGCUGCUGCUGCUGCCACAGCUAGGACGGGCUAUAACCCGCUUGAGGAGUUUUUCGAGGCAGAUAGAAGUCCAGAUGAUGGCAAACCUGUUGUAUAUGGUCGAAGUUGGAAGGCUUCGGAACUACGGCUCAAGUCUUGGGACGAUCUUAAUAAACUAUGGUAUGUUCUUUUGAAGGAGAAGAAUAUGUUGAUGACACAACGCCAGAUGCUGAAUGCACAAAAUCUAAAGUUUCCUAAUCCAGAACGCAUUCCCAAGGUGAGGAAGUCAAUGUGUCGAAUCAAGCACGUACUUACCGAGAGAGCCAUCGACGAACCAGAUCCUCGGAGAUCUGCAGAGAUGAAGAGGAUGAUAAACGCUCUGUGAUGACCGCAAGUGUUUCAAAAUUUAGUACGCCGUAGAUCUUAUCAUCUCAGAGACCAAAGGAUAAAGAGUUAGCAAGAUAAUAUGCACGUCUAAUGCAAAGUCAGUUCAAAUUCAUUCUGUAAUAGAAGAUCUCAUUAGAACCCUAGAAGAAACUGUUUUGAUGAUUUCUAAUCUUGUUUUUAUCUUUACACUAAUCAAAAGUUUGAAGAUUUUGUUUAUUUGUGCCAAGAUAAAAAAAAAAAAAAAAACAUUGGCCAAGUUUAUUCUUAGAAGAUUUGGAACACACGUGUGUAUGUGUGAGGAACAAGUUGAAAAUGAAAAAGUUGACAAAAGAAAAAAAAGAAAGAAAAAGAAAAGGAUGCUUUGAUUUGGUGUUGGGAAAAUGAAA